Messenger RNA from Ilyonectria robusta, 619 nucleotides. RefSeq lists its product as uncharacterized. The transcript has a single exon. Bases 110 to 472 code for a protein of 120 amino acids. The record is from RefSeq and is a predicted model, not a curated record. Lineage: Eukaryota; Fungi; Ascomycota; Sordariomycetes; Hypocreales; Nectriaceae.
CUGCGUUUUCUUUUCUUUUCUUCUAUUCCUGGUUUCAUACAUUAACGAAACGAGAUGUGUCUUAACGAAAUACGAAAUUGCCCGGGUUGCAGUGGAACCCGGAUCUGGGAUGGGAUGGGGCGCGUUGGGUUGUUUGGAAAGGGCUUUCACUUUGAUUUCUUUGCUUUUACACCAUUUAAGCUCCCUGCAUCUCGACAAGGACAGGAUCACGGUACAAGAGUUGCUCUGGUGUUGGAAACUGCAUCCAGUCCUGACUUCACCGAGCACAUCCGAUGAGGGUUUUUAUCUGGAAGCCGCCCAAUGUACUUUGCGAGGGCGGCAGAUAUACAGGUGCAUGCAUCACACGAAAGGAAUAUCGGUUCUUUCGUUCGUUUUUGUUUUUAUGGCUGGUCAUCAUCUUUUCCAAGGAUUAGGGGCGUUUGAGGAAAUACCACACUCGUUUGAACUGGGCGUGUUGGAGGACAAGAUAUGAGAAGAAGAUAGACCUGAAGCAGGAGCUACAGACCGGGCGAGAUCCUUGGUUAACGGCCUACAUCUAGCUUGAAAUAAAUACUCGCCUGAAUUGUCAUGAAGACAUUAAACUACACUUAUGUUCUAAUUCGUAUUUGUGAGAUGCCGC